GUAGGGUCGGGGGCGGGGCGGUUGACGGUUGUGGGCGGGGCGGCGGCGGUUACCCCCUCCUUGGCUCCCCCCUCACCCCUGAGGCGGAAAAAGCAGAUGGAGGAUCGCAGAGACAGCGAAGGGAAGGGCUUCUUCACGAGGGCCUGACGGGGAUCAGGCAGGGCGAGGGCGUGGAUUGAGGGGUGGGGCAGUGAGGAAAGAAGGGGGGCUGAGAUAGAGGCCUGGGCCACCCCUACAGUCAGUCCCUUCCCACCCCCUGCGAGGAGACCCAGAUCUUCUCCUGGGGGGCAGUCACAUUCCUUCCCCAGGUCACUGAGCCUUUUGAGGGGAUCCCUCCCAAAAAGGGGAACCCCAUUUAUCCGCCUCUCUCUGUUUACAUUAAUUUAAAAUCUGUUUUGCAUUCAUCUGUUUUUCUUAACUUAAUUUGGGAGGGGGGGGUGUGUAACAGUGGAGAUGGAUUUCGGGGGAGGGGAGCCUUCUGUCCCUGUGAUGGUGCUGCUCCUCUCAUAAACUGAUGGGUUCCUGAAGCCAAAGGCCAGGGAGGGCAUUAUCGUCCUACUCUUUGUGAGAGAGGGGGGAACUAUUUAAAUAAAAUAUAUAGAUAUAUAUUUACCCAAAUGGAGGAGGCAGGGCCUUAUGUGACCGUGACAUGAGGUGACAGGGUAGAGGGGUGUGUGGAGAAAAAGCCAAACGCCAAGAGCCAAAUAAUCCCAGAAAUCUCCGGCAGCUGCUAUGGCAUCAGAAGAGGCCUCAUUACGAGCCCUGGAGAAUCUAAUGACCGAGUUUUUCCACAACUGCACAACCAAUGAAAGAAAGCGUGAGAUCGAGGAGCUCCUAAAUAACUUUGCCCAGCAGAUCGGCGCCUGGAGGUUCUGCAUCUAUUUCCUGUCGAGCACAAGAAACGACUAUGUUAUGAUGUACAGUUUGACGGUGUUUGAGAACCUGAUCAACAAGAUGUGGCUCGGGGUCCCGUCGCAAGACAAGAUGGAGAUUCGCAGCUGCCUGCCCAAGCUGCUCUUGGCGCACCACAAAACCCUGCCUUACUUCAUCAGGAACAAGCUUUGCAAAGUUAUCGUGGAUAUUGGCCGGCAAGACUGGCCCAUGUUCUAUCAUGACUUCUUCACCAACAUCUUGCAGUUGAUCCAAUCCCCCGUGACCACACCGCUCGGGUUGAUCAUGCUGAAGACGACGUCGGAAGAGCUGGCGUGCCCACGGGAGGAUCUCAGCAUAGCCCGGAAAGAAGAAUUGCGGAAGUUGCUCCUGGAUCAGGUCCAGACAGUGCUCGGCCUUCUUACAGGUAUCUUGGAGAGCAUCUGGGACAAAUACAGCGUUACUGCCGCCACUCCACCACCAUCCCCGACGUCGGGAGAAAGUGGAGACCUUUUAAGUAGCCUGCUGCGGAGUCCCAGCACAGCCAAACUGCUGAACCAGCCAAUCCCCGUCCUGGACGCGGAAAGUGAGCACGUCUGCUCCCUGGCCCUGGAGUGCCUGGCCCACCUCUUCAGCUGGAUCCCCCUUUCCGCCAGCAUCACCCCAUCCCUCCUCACCACCAUCUUCCACUUCGCCCGCUUCGGCUGCCACACCCGAGCCCGCAAGACGCUCUCCCUCAACGGUAGCAGCCAGAACUCUGUCUUGGGGCCGGAGCGGGGCCGGCUGGGGGUGCUGGCCAUGUCGUGCAUCAACGAGCUGAUGUCCAAGAACUGCGUGCCGGUGGAGUUCGAGGAGUACUUGCUGCGGAUGUUUCAGCAGACGUUCUACCUCCUGCAGAAGAUCACCAAGGAGAACAACGCCCACACGGUGAAGAGCCGGCUGGAGGAACUGGACGAGAGUUACAUAGAGAAGUUUACCGAUUUCCUGCGCCUCUUUGUGAGCGUCCACUUGCGGCGGAUCGAGUCCUACUCCCAGUUUCCUGUGGUUGAAUUCCUGGCCCUGCUGUUCAAGUACACUUUUCACCAGCCGACCCACGAGGGUUACUUUUCCUGCUUAGACAUUUGGGCGCUCUUCCUGGAUUACUUGACCAGCAAGAUCAAGAGUCGCCUGGCCGACAAGGAAGCAGUCCUCAACAGGUACGAAGAUGCUCUGGUGCUGCUGCUGACGGAGGUGUUGAAUCGGAUCCAGUUCAGGUACAACCAGGCCCAGUUGGAAGAGCUGGACGACGAGACGCUGGAUGACGACCUGCAGACAGAGUGGCAGCGGUACUUACGCCAGAGCUUGGAGGUUGUGGCCAAAGUGAUGGAGCUUCUGCCAACCCAUGCCUUCUCCACCCUGUUUCCGGUGCUCCAGGAAAACUUGGAUGUCUACCUGGGAUUGCAGCAGUUCAUUGUAACGUCGGGGACAGGCCACCGAUUGAACAUCACAGCUGAGAACGACUGUCGCCGUCUCCACUGCUCCUUGCGCGACUUGAGCUCCCUGCUCCAGGCUGUCGGCCGCCUGGCCGAGUACUUCACCGGAGACAUGUUUGCCGCCCGGUUCCGAGAUGCUCUGACGGUCGUGGAAAGGUUAGUCAAGGUUACCCUCUAUGGGUCCCAGGUCAAGCUGUACAACAUUGAAACUGCUGUGCCAUCGGUGCUGAAGCCCGACCUCAUUGAUGUGCACGCCCAGUCGCUGGCCGCUCUGCAAGCGUACUGUCACUGGCUAGCUCAGUUCUAUGGUGAAGUCCAUCGGCAGAAUCCGGAGCAGUUUGUCUCUCUUGUCUCCACCUCCCUGGAAGCCAUCACUCCGCUCAUCAGCUCCAAGGUGCAAGAGAAGCUGCUGCUCUCGGCUUGCCACUUGCUCGUCUCUUUGGCCACCACAGUGAGGCCCGUGUUCCUGAUUCGCAUCCCAGCCAUCCAGAAAAUGUUCAACAGGAUCACUGAUAGCUCUGCGCAGCGCCUGCCUGAGAAGGCUCAGAUACUGGUGUGCAGAGCGCUGUCGAAUAUCCUGCUGCUGCCGUGGCCAAACCUGCCUGAGAACGAACAGCAGUGGCCGAUGCGCUCCACCAACCACGCCAGCCUGGUAUUGGCCCUCACCAGGAAUUACCGCGCCCUGAAGACUAGCGCCAUCUUGCCUCAGAGGAAAGUGCAGCAGGAGGACGCCAAGGUGGUGAUCCAUCAGACGCUUAGCAUCUUGGAAGACAUGGUAGAGAGCAUCUCCGGAGAAGCCACCAAGUCCCGCCACAUCUGUUACCAGUCGCUGCAGGAGUCGGUGCAGGUCUCGCUUGCCCUCUUCCCCACCUUCAUUCAUCAGUCAGACGUGACGGACAAGAUGCUGAGCUUCUUCCUCACCCUCUUCCAAGGGCUGCGAGUGCAGAUGGGCGUCCCUUUCACCGAGCAGGUCAUCCAGACGUUCCUCAACAUGUUCACCAGAGAGCAGCUGGCGGAGAGCAUCCUCCACGACGGGAGCACCGGCUGCCGAGUGGUGGAGAAGUUCCUGAAGAUCCUCCAGCUGGUGGUGCAGGAGCCGGGCCAAGUCUUCAAGCCCUUCCUGCCCAGCAUCAUCUCGCUCUCCAUGGAGCAGGUCUACCCAAUCGUGGCAGAGUCCUCCCCAGAUGUGAAAGCGGAGCUGUUUGAGCUGCUCUUCCGAAUCCUGCACCACAACUGGCGGCACUUCUUCAAGUCCAGCGUCCUGGCCAGUGUCCAGAGAGGGGUCGCCGACGAUCACAUGGACAACGAGCCACAAUUCCGUGCCAUUAUGCAGGCUUUCGGCCAGUCCUUCCUGCAACCUGAUAUCCAUCUGUUCAAGCAGAACCUGUUCUUCUUGGAGACGCUGAACACCAAACAGAAGCUAUACCACAAGAAGGUCUUCCGGACGACCAUGCUGUUCCAGUUUGUCAAUGUGCUGCUUCAGGUGCUGGUGCACAAGUCACACGACCUCUUGCAGGAAGAAAUUGGCAUCGCUGUCUACAACAUGGCCUCGGUGGACCUCUCGAGCACAGCCUUCUACGGCGACGCUUUUGCCGGGGUUUCUGGCUGACGCUUUGCUACGCGAUUAAUGUCGACGCCAACCAGAAAAAGAAGAUGCAAGGUCCUUAGGGAGGAACUUCAAAAUGGACAGGGACCUGCCAUCCUUCACCCAGAGCGUGCACAGGCUGGUGAACGACCUGCGUUACUACAGACUCUGCAACGAUAGCUUGCCUCCAGGGACCGUGAAACUAUAGUCCCUGGCGUGAGAACUGCGACUCCAGUUGGCGUUGAGAGCAGACCUGUCGUCUCUGUGUCGCUGUGGCCUCUGUUCCCUGAAGUUGCCAGUCCCCACAGGGCGCAGGGUCUUGCACGGGGGCUGCGCAUCGGAGCUGCACACUGCGCAUCGGAGCUGCCCACGCGCCCCCUUUCCUGUCCUCCCCCACCCCUUUCUCGGUUAUCCCCACGGCUCAGUCAACAGCUCCUUUUUCCUGCAGGGUGUCUUAAGGCCAAUCGCGGGCUGUUUCACCCGCUGGGCGCUCUUGUCUUAAUCCCACCCCCACCCCCCCCAGCAUUUGGUCACGUCGGCAGGUUUCAGUGGCUGGUUUUGUGCGCCAAUCAUGAGACAGGAAGGUCAAAAACUACUUCGGAUGUUCCCACCUUCGCAUCAUUCCGCUUGCCUUCCUUUUCCCCUCCCUGCCGUUGGGGGAGGGUUGCCCCAUUCCCACCCCCACCCCUUGUUGGUUUCAAAUUGCCUUGAAGCCCCCCUGCUGUUGGUGGGGGGUUAGAGAGAGACUUUGGGGUUUGUUUUUUUAAAUCUACAUUUUUCUCAUCAUUCCAUUGUGAUACUAAAAUGUGCUUAAUGGAAAUUAAAAGUGCUUACUUUGUUGUUUUAA
This is a messenger RNA of Sphaerodactylus townsendi, 4774 nucleotides long. RefSeq names its product exportin 6 (gene XPO6). Gene Ontology annotation, biological process: protein export from nucleus. Gene Ontology annotation, molecular function: small GTPase binding; nuclear export signal receptor activity. Bases 733 to 3951 code for a protein of 1072 amino acids. The record is from RefSeq and is a predicted model, not a curated record. Lineage: Eukaryota; Metazoa; Chordata; Lepidosauria; Squamata; Sphaerodactylidae. The transcript has 24 exons.